AAAUUGGCGUCGCCAAACUAAGUCUUAAGUAGUUAAAAUUAACUGCCGGGCAGCACACUGCUGCAGUAAACGCUGCCACAGAUCAACCUCAACGUCGCGCGCGCUCUCUGCCGCCACCACCGCCAAUUGGAUCGCCGCUGCCGCUAUUCAGUGUUCGGUGUUUGGUUCAGUUCAGUUUAGUUCAGUUUUAGUUACCGCACGGCAUAAGCGUCGCUGCUCCGCUCAAAUUUAUUUUUAAACAAAACAACAGCAUCGCGGCAUAAUUUUCAAUUCCAGGUGCUUAAACCGAAGUGUAUCCCAUUAAGUGGAUUUGUGUCCAAACACUUUCCAUUAUUAUUCGCUGUGGCUGUGCUCAAGAGCGAAAUAGAAAUUGUGGCGAAUUGCGUGCGUUGCGGCAAAUUGAUUUUUCACCAAAAUACUUGGCAGCGAACGCUGCCAGCAUAGACCCUAACCUCAAAACAGCUGUUGCAUACAACAGACAUCGUGUAAAGCGCGUCUGGCAAAGAAAAUAACAACAAAUAUUAAAAAAUGGACAUCGAGACGCUGCGCAAUGAAUGGGAUGAGCUAAAUCGAGAAUACACCGAACUCGAGACAUGCAACAGACGCUACAUGGAGCUGCUGGAACAGCUGCAGCAGCAUCAACAGAAAUGCUUCAACGAGAUCAAACAUCAACGUUAUCGUAUGAAUCAAAUAACGGCCUCUGUGCGACAAUACAAAGGACCCAUUGGUGGAGAGGAGAAGGAGAAGCUCGACGAUCUGCAAAAGAUGUCGCUGAAGCGGAAGGCGCAGCUGCACGAAAUUGAGCAAUCGCUGCCGGCAAAAUCUGGUCGCUACCUGCAGAUUAUCCUCGGCGAUGUGAACGUCUCAAUCUUGAACAGAAACGACAAAGUUCGCUACAAAGACGACUAUGAAAAGUUUAAAUUAAUACUCAACGUAAUUGGACUGAUAAUGGCCUUCUUCAAUUUGAUAUUCAACUACAGAGCUCUGGAGCUGUCCUUUAUAUUCCUGCUGGUCUGGUACUACUGCACGCUGACCAUACGCGAGUCCAUACUGAAGGUGAACGGCUCCCGGAUCAAGGGCUGGUGGCGCGCCCAUCAUUUCAUCUCAACGGUCGCCGCCGGCGUGCUGCUCAUUUGGCCCCAGGGCGAGCACUGGCAGCUCUUUCGUCUGCAGUUCAUGUACUUUAAUGUCUACAUCAGCAUUGUUCAGUAUUUGCAGUUUGGCUACCAGAAGGGUCUGCUCUAUCGACUCAAGGCUCUGGGCGAGCGCCACAAUAUGGACAUUACCAUUGAGGGCUUUCAUUCGUGGAUGUGGCGCGGCUUGAGUUUCCUUUUGCCGUUCCUCUUCAUUGGCUACGCCUUUCAGGCCUACAACGCCUGGACGCUGUUCAAGCUGGCAUAUUAUCCGCCCGAUGCACCGUGGCAUGUGUCCGUCAUGUGCGGGCUCUUUCUGCUGCUCUUUGUGGGCAACACGGCCACCACACUGUGGGUGGUGCCCGAGAAAAUACGCGAGCGUUCCAAGGAGCGCUAUCGAUUGCAGAGCAUGGGCAAGUCCAUGAAACUGCGCAAGGAGAUGAAGAACAGCGCCAGCGACUUGGACCUUUCGGGCAACUCACAGGCAGUGACAACGACGCCGGCGUCGACUCCAACGCCGGCGACGACGACGACGCCAGCAGCCGCAGCCGCAGCGCUGCCGACGGCAACUGAGAAGAAGGCAAACUAAAGCAAUAGGCAGCAUUUGUGAGGUGUAGCGCGCUCAGUCAUAUAUUUUAUAUAAUUCUUCUUCUCUUUUUUGUUUUCUUAGUUUGUGCACUAAUUAAUUGAUUUUGCUUUAAACUGAAGUUUCGGCGACUUCUCUUUAUUAUUCCUAUUCGGUUUAUUGCAUUCAUUGAUUUUUCUGAAUGUUCGACUUCGAACGGCAACUAAGCCAAGGCAUUCACCUAUUGUAGGGCAAAGCAAAACAUAAACUACACAAAAACAAACACAAAACUAAAAAGAGAAAAGCAAAUGCUGUAAAUUUAUACCAACUAUGUACAUUAUUACUAUUAUUUUUUUUUUUUUUUUUGUAUUUAAGUAAAUUUUUUUUUUCGCUUGCUUGUAAAGAAAAAGUUAGAAGGAGAAACGUGAAGUAAAAUUGCAAAGUUCUGUGUGCAGAAAAAGCGAAUUGAUAUUGAAUGAAAAGAAACUGCAAAAUAAACAGUGAAAAAACAGAUUGCAAGAAAAAUAUCAAACAACAAA
Messenger RNA from Drosophila montana, 2237 nucleotides. RefSeq names its product transmembrane protein 120 homolog. NCBI's taxonomy places the organism in Eukaryota, Metazoa, Arthropoda, Insecta, Diptera, Drosophilidae. The transcript is spliced from 8 exons. Bases 529 to 1722 code for a protein of 397 amino acids. Gene Ontology annotation, cellular component: membrane. The record is from RefSeq and is a predicted model, not a curated record.